AGUCGUGAAUUUUGCGUGUUCUGAGUUAAUUGUGUCGUAUUUUCAUAAAACAUUUAAGCUUGUUUUUUAAGUUUCCUGAAGCGUAUUGUAUUGUGUUAGAAAAAGAAAGACAAAGUGAAAAGUAUCAAUAUGUUAUCGUUCGGCGCACAUUGUUAUAAAAAAAGUGUUGAAAAUGAAAUGCUUCAGAGUAAAAUAUUUUAGAGAGACAUCGUCUUGUAUGAGAUAAAUAUUAUUCACGUCGACAAUGGAUGAUGAGGAAGCUGACUUGCGUGAACAAAUAUUUCACAAUAACGUUAGGGAGCAAAUCAUAUUUUUGCUACUGUUCAUAUUACUUUACCUUCUCUCAUUUGUGUUGAUUGAGAAAUUUCGACGGCGUGACAGUGAGGACUAUUUUACAGCAGAUGAAGAUGAAGUGAAAGUGUACCGUAUCAGUCUGUGGUUGUGCACAUUUGCAUUGGCUGUAUCAUUGGGAUCAGCACUCUUGUUGCCAGUAUCAAUAGUCAGCAAUGAAGUGCUUAUUUUGUAUCCCAAGAGCUAUUAUGUAAAAUGGCUGAACAGUUCACUAAUACAAGGACUUUGGAACCAUGUGUUCCUGUUUUCAAACCUUUCUAUGUUCGUGUUCUUGCCUUUCGCAUAUCUGUUCUCGGAAUCCUCUGGGUUCCCCGGGUGCAGGGGCCUGAGAGGUCGAGUAUACGAGACCUUCAUAGUGUUGGCAUUGCUCGGUCUAGUAAUGCUAGGCUUGGCGUACGUUAUAUCGGCGUGGCUAGAGGGAGACCGAUCCAGUAUUGAUGCUUUACUUAAUUUAUGGACAUAUCUGCCUUUCCUGUAUUCCUGUGUGUCUUUUGUGGGUGUCUUAAUGUUAUUAGUGUUCACACCUUUGGGCUUCGUGAGGCUAUUUGGAGUUGUGGGCGGAGUACUCGUAAAGCCGCAAUUCCUGAGGGAUCUCAAUGAGGAGUAUUACGUGUACUCUUUCGAGGAGGAAACCAUAAAACGACGGAUUGACAAUGCCGUUUCUACAGGUGUAGGUUACAUAUCGCCGGAGCCGAUGUACCCUGACCGUGGUGAUAUAUCGGCGCCCGUCGACGCUGAUAUAUCGCUGUUGAAAGAUGCUAAGAAUACCUCUAUGAGUUGUAAAGAGACACCUCUAUUGAGGCUAAGGAAUGGCGCGCUCCAGGCUGGCCUCAACGAAAGGUUACAUAGAGUCGUGGCCAUGCGAAAGGAGGUGGAAAAUCAACGUAAGACAUCAUCAUUCCAGCGUAACGUUGUGUACCCACUAGCAAUGUUACUGCUGCUCGCUUUAACUACUAUAACGGUGCUGAUGGUGCUGCAAAAUAUAUUGGAGCUGCUGAUUGGGAUAAAGGCGGUGCCGCUUAGUACAAGACAAUUCACUCUGGGCAUCGCUUCGUUAUCGAAGCUGGGUUGGGCGGGCGCGACGCUAGAGGCGUUCCUGAUACUGUACUUGCACGCGGCGUCGCUCACCGGGCUGAGCGCGCCGCUGCGGGCGCUGCGCGUGUUGCCGCGCGCGCGCCGCACGCCGCUCGCGCGCAUCAUAGCCACGUGCGCGCUACUGCUCGCGCACUCCACCGCGCAGCCGCUGCUCGUCAAGAUACUAGGUAUAACGAAUUUCGAUCUUCUCGGCGAGUUCGGUCGCAUCGAGUGGCUCGGCAACUUCAAGUUGGUUCUUCUGUAUAAUGCAAUAUUUGCGGCCACAGCGACCCUGUGCCUGGUCAGCAAGUUCACUGCCAGCGUACGCCGCGAAUUAUACAACAGAUUCAAGUGGAUAACUAAUAUGUUUAGUAUAACAGAAGAAAAAUCUACUGCAAAUGGAUGUGUCUCUGCUGAUAGAGUGUCAAUGGAACAGACAAUAAAUGUACAAAAUGAAGAUAAUUCCAGGAAAUCAGAGUAAAAACAAGACAAAUACAUAUUCUAAAAACUAGAAUGAACAUAAAAUUCCUCACCUGUGAUGUUUAUAAACUUUAUUUACUUAAAUAUGUUAUAUAAUAAAAUGUAAUCAAAGAGC
Molecule: messenger RNA, 2020 nt
Organism: Diatraea saccharalis (sugarcane borer)
Lineage: Eukaryota; Metazoa; Arthropoda; Insecta; Lepidoptera; Crambidae
Source: the annotation of a GenBank genome assembly